AUGGCAGAAGGAAAAAAAAACAAUCAUAAUCGUGGUCGUCGCAAAUCACACAUAAAGCAAGACGUCAAACAAAGGAAAAGGAAGAAAAAAAACAUCAAAUCUAACCCCCAGUUCGUUGGCUCCGUCCGCAAGACCAAAGAAUCAAACAACCGAUAUCGGGAGAUCGCUUAUCUUCUUGGUGUUGCUCUAUUUGGAGGAAUUGUGGCUGGGCGCGUGCUGGAAGCGAAUGCGACGGGUGGACCCGGAGUCGAGGUGGUCACACUCCGGACAAGAUUGGAGACAGGUGGAAAGAACCCUGCUAAUGAGCAUUGA
Messenger RNA from Penicillium vulpinum, 312 nucleotides. RefSeq lists its product as uncharacterized. NCBI's taxonomy places the organism in Eukaryota, Fungi, Ascomycota, Eurotiomycetes, Eurotiales, Aspergillaceae. The record is from RefSeq and is a predicted model, not a curated record. Bases 1 to 312 code for a protein of 103 amino acids. The transcript has a single exon.